Molecule: messenger RNA, 219 nt
Organism: Paraglomus brasilianum
Lineage: Eukaryota; Fungi; Glomeromycota; Glomeromycetes; Paraglomerales; Paraglomeraceae
Source: the annotation of a GenBank genome assembly
AUGAGUGAAGAGCCGAAGGAAUGCAAAGAUAAAAAAGCGACGGAAUGCACAAUUGAUAUCGAUUCUUGUGAUGACAAUAAUCGUCGUGACAAUAACGAUGAAAUCCAAGAAAUUGCUUCUAAUUCGGAAAGUGAAGCGGAGAAAGAAUUAAAACUAACAAACGUACUACAAGAAGGGUUAAUAAUAGAGCAAGCGUCAUUAAAAGAAGAAAAGUUCGAA